Molecule: messenger RNA, 1532 nt
Organism: Striga asiatica
Lineage: Eukaryota; Viridiplantae; Streptophyta; Magnoliopsida; Lamiales; Orobanchaceae
Source: the annotation of a GenBank genome assembly
UUUUGUCCAAGGUUUUUUUUCUUCUUCUUCGUCGACUAGCAGACAAGCAGAGCCAUAUUCACGAUUCAAAACCCAUCGAUCUCAAUCCUCCGCCGGAAAUCAUCACAGCCGAUCGCGCACGUCUACCGGAGAGAAGUUCUCGCCGCCUAAAGCCGAUAGCCGCAACAGACCGCACGAUCGAAUUUCAGAUUCCUCGAGUAAUUCCCCUCCAUCGCCGGCGUAUUACCUUCUUCCCGCGUGCAAUCUUCGCCGGAAAAUCUCCGAGCAGACCCCGCCGGUGACAGUAAGCAUCAGCAGCAACCCGUCCCUCACCUUCCUCCAUCGACGAGUGAGCAGCAGCCGAUCAGCAACCCUUCGCCGGAGAAGACGAGCAGGAACUUGAUCGGCCGUCCACUUCGAGUCUUGCCGAAGAAGAGAACCUCCAUAGCCGCGCCGAGAGGAGCCUGCUAGCAGCAGCGGUGCGAGAGUCGAGUUUCCAUGAAUCCUUUGACGCUGGUGAAGCGCAUCCAGAAUAUUAACAAGAAAGAAGCUAGCCUAGGAAUAUCAGAAGAGGCAUCAUGGCAUGCUAAGUACAAAGAUUCGGCUUAUGUUUACGUUGGCGGCAUUCCAUUUGACCUAACCGAAGGCGACCUGCUUGCUGUCUUUGCUGAGUAUGGAGAGAUUGUUGAUGUUAACUUAAUCAGAGACAAAGGCACUGGGAAAUCCAAAGGAUUUUGCUUUAUUGCUUAUGAGGACCAAAGAAGCACAAAUCUCGCAGUCGACAAUUUAAAUGGUGCUCAAAUUUUGGGCCGAAUAAUUAGGGUUGAUCAUGUGAGCAAAUACAAAAAGCUAGAAGAAGAGGAUGAGGAGACUAAGCAGAGGAAGAGGGAGGAAAGGGGCGUCUGCCGUGCUUUUCAGAAAGGGGAAUGUAACCGUGGAGAUAGCUGCAGAUUUUCUCAUGAUCAGCAGAGAGCGGCUGAUACUGGAUGGGGUGCCGAGGAAGAUAGACAUUCAAGGUGGGUACAAGAAGAUAGUAAAAGGUCGCACACAAACUACUCCGAAUGGAAGGACUCCAUGAAAGAACGUGAUUGUAGAAAUGAUAAGAGGUCAAGAAAGUAUGAGUCUGAGUCAUAUCACAGAGGUGACAAAUAUGGCAGAGAAAGUAGCAGUAGGUCGGGUCGUGAUAGCGAAAACCAUCGUGUUCGUGCGAGAGAUGGACAUGAAUGAAUUACACAACAUUGCUCACAUUAGUUUGGACAUGAAUGAAUUACACAACAUUGCUCACAUUAGUUAUCAACACACCCUGAUGGUUUGUGCCUUUUUGCAUCUUUUGCCUUGAGCUAAAACCAGAUGUUGUUUUCUUGAGUGAGGGCUAAGGAUAUAAUUGCCUUUGUGGGAUUUCUUUUCUUUGGAUUAUGCUUGGCUGCCAGAAUCUUUGGAGUGCAUUGUCCAUUAAAUUUUAGGCGAAUUUUGGUUUAUCCUACAAGGUAGUUAAAUUAUUGCAAACUUGCUAUUCAUCAUCUUUAUAUUGCAUAUAUACCCCAUAAUUAUUU